AUGCCUCGCGGGUGGAAGACCUCAGAAGCGCAGUUGCUGGACGACGGGUACACCUACGAGUGCCUCGAGAGCGGGAACCGGGUCACGCAGAUCAUGGUGGCCAUAGACGGUCUGGCAGUGGCUGUCAAGAAGGAUGGCGCGGCUCACACGUGCAUCAACACCACCAGAGGGCUAACGCUCGCACAGCUGCGCUGGAUCUUCUCCGACUGGAGCGAUGCAGAGCUGGAGAAUGACGGCGUAUCCACUGCAUCGUGCGUGCCCAACAUGGACGACAAUGCUGUCAAGGAGUGGAGCGACUUGGAUGCCAGGUGCGAGGAGACGCCGAUCAACCCUUACGGCGCCGGCGACCAGUCUGCGACACGGUUUCUUCGGGGAGACGGUCCUGGGCGACUUCGGGGGGACAGAGUAUUUCUCGGUUUGCGACGCCGACGAUUAGCAUAA
Molecule: messenger RNA, 441 nt
Organism: Prorocentrum cordatum
Lineage: Eukaryota; Dinophyceae; Prorocentrales; Prorocentraceae
Source: the annotation of a GenBank genome assembly